CCAAGACAAUGACAAUGACAUAAAUAAUUUGAUUUGUGUUGUGGAUACAAAUAUUCUUUGUUUAUUAAUCGGUAUUUUCAAACUCCGUUUAAAUGGAAGUAGUUCAAGUUAUAACUCAGGACUACGUAAAUGUCCACAUCACAAAGUCUGAUAGUGAGGAUGCGCCGCCGAUUGAAAGACGGUUCAAGAAAGAGAUCUCCGUGCUUGACUUUAAGACAAAACUAGAGUUGGUAACCGGAGGUUCAGCACCUACAAUGAAGUUGAAGGUAUUUGAUAAGAAGAACAACUUUGUGUGUGACAUUGACAAUGACAAUGCCCUCCUCGGGUCAUACCCCAUUGAUGAUGGUGCUAGGAUACAUGUCAUAGACAACUUUACAUUGAUCAAAGAUUUUACAACCAGUGAUAGUGCUGAAAGGUUCCAACUUUCCGAAGAAGAUUAUGAAAAGAAGGGAGACACGCUGCGCUCAUUCCUGCAGCGCAACAAACUGGGCAAGUACAAUGAGGAGGAGAUGAACAAACUGAAGGAGCAGCAGCAGAAAGAGCUUGAAGAGGAAGCCAAUCUAGCGAGCAAGGUGUUGGUGGGUGCGCGGUGCGAGGUGCGCGCGCCGCGGCAGCCGGCUCGGCGCGCCACUGUCCGCUACAACGGCCCGCUGGCCGGCGCACGCGGGCUUUGGAUAGGAGUCCAGUAUGAUGAACCUCUCGGCAAGAAUGAUGGAGAGGUAAACGGUCAGAGAUACUUCACAUGUCCACCAAACUAUGGCGGCUUCGUGAAGCCAGUGUAUGUAACAGUUGGGGACUUCCCCGAAGAAAAAUAUGAUUUGGAGGACGAAAUAUAAGCGACCCCACAUAUCGUUGCUGCUUUAAUGCGUACAACUAACCAGUCAUAGAUUUUAUAUGCUUUAUUCUUUUAUAUACCUUAAUUGGUAUUAUCAGGUGCAUUAUAUAAUUAACAUAUGCACUUUAUUGUAUAUGUAUGGAUGAUAAUACUGGUUUAGUGUCCAUUUUCACUGUUAAAACACUUGUAAUAAAACAGAUAUGUUAUUGUACAGGUUUUUUGACAGUGUAAAUAUGACAUAUAGCGUAACUAAACGCUUGCUGGCAGGCUGAAGUAUUAGACUUUUUUGAACUAAAGAAAGAGGUAAAAAUAUUGAGGAAUAUAAUGAUUUGAUCAAAUAUUAAAGACUGAAGCAAUAUCACUUGCUUUUUAAAAUUAACUCUUAUGAAAGCGAGUUUUUGGUCUCAAUUACUUUAUCUAAAACAAUUUUUGACAAAAAAUACUCUGUGCAUAGCGUUUGUUAUUAAUUUUUAUUUUUGUAUAAGUAAAAAUCAUGGGUAACUAAAAUAUAUUAAAGAUAUGGUCAAAUCUUUUUUGUUUUUUGAGGGAAUGAUUGUCAAAUUACUAUUGAAAAUAGGAAUUAAAACUUUUUUGAUGUUUCUCAAAUGAUUAAUGUAAAUUGUGAUAGGGUUUUGAAAAUUUUUUACUGAAGUUGUGGAAAUAGUGUGUUUAAAUUUAUUUUAGAUUAAGUUUUGAUGAAAAUAUUUUAUUUAAAUAUUAUUUAUAAGUUCGUAAAAUCAUGUUUGCAUUUGAAAUACAUUGAUUGUAACAUUCCAAUGAUUCGACAGAAAUUGUAAUGUUUUCUUACAACACAGCUUUAAAGAAAAGAAUGUAAUUAUUUGCUUGUAUCAUUUGGAUUUUUCAUAAUAAAAUUAUUUAACAAAA
This is a messenger RNA of Papilio polytes (common Mormon), 1720 nucleotides long. RefSeq names its product tubulin-folding cofactor B (gene TBCB). Gene Ontology annotation, molecular function: microtubule plus-end binding; alpha-tubulin binding. Bases 93 to 836 code for a protein of 247 amino acids. Gene Ontology annotation, biological process: tubulin complex assembly; post-chaperonin tubulin folding pathway; cytoplasmic microtubule organization. NCBI's taxonomy places the organism in Eukaryota, Metazoa, Arthropoda, Insecta, Lepidoptera, Papilionidae. The transcript is spliced from 5 exons. Gene Ontology annotation, cellular component: microtubule plus-end; cytoplasm; nucleus. The record is from RefSeq and is a predicted model, not a curated record.